AUGCAAAGGGAAGCAACGGGGCGGGAUGAUGAGUACGGGGGUGGAGGGGAUGUGAGAGAACAUGGUGAUGGGAUUGAUGUGGGAAGAAACAUGAGAGGUCAGAUUGGUGAAGGGAGCGGUGAAGUAGAAGCAGUCAUAUCUCACCUCUAUGGCAACAUCGUACCUCCUCGUGCGCAAUGGUCUCAACCGGAAGCUGUACCUGCAGGAAGCAUCGGACGCAUGGGGCACGGGAUGCAAUCAAGUGGAGUUAUGAGACGUGACCAAGUGGAGGUGGUGGAACGUGAAGGCACACGACGCACGGUGCAACUACCUCGACCAUCUACCGUGCCUACGCUCUUCGACCCGUCACCUCGCGAGUACACCGAAGAGGACAAGGACAGACUGUCACGCAAGAUGGUGGGAGCAGCGGUGGACAAGGCGUUCACAACAACACCGUUUGACGGCACCAACUUUCGAGAGUGGGCUCUUCGAUUUCGCAUGAACGCGCGCGUGACAAAUCUGUGGGAGUUUUUCGUGACACUACAAUACCCGGUGACAAUGGCGAAUGGAGAAAUGCGAGAUGCAAUGGAACGGCUGGAAGCUCUGCAAGCAGAUUACUCACAACGUGCUACGUUGGCGUUUUGGGUGCUUCUACACAGCGUGAGCGCAACGAUUCAACUACAGCUGGACGUGUUCCAAGAGUCAUAUAGUCCGGCAUUCGAAGAAUGGGAGUAUUUGAUGGAGACUUACCAGGCGUCUCUUCAGAGGCAGUUGGACAACUUGAAGAUGGGGAGCCAAGAAAGGGUGGAGGAAUACAUCAACCGGGCAACUGCAAUUCGGGACAAGUUGGCGAUGGCAGGAAAACUGGUGGACGAGGAUUCAUUCACCUUGAACCUGAUUACCGGGCUACCACCGCAUUGGGAGGAGCUAAGGCAUUCGGCAAUGCUACACGACAUCUCGGACAGCUACACACUGCAACGAAUGAUGAUUCAAGAACAACGCUACCAAGACCUCAUUAGCAAGACCAACCCAGAGCUGAACGAACCUGUUUACGUGGAGCUUGCUGACGGAAGCCACCUGUUGAGCUCGAUGGCGGGAACAAUCCGAGCAACGGCACCCAAUGGAACAACAGUGCGCUACACGGACGUACUCUACGUACCUGGCUUGAAGUCCAACCUGCUCUCCUAUUGCCAACUGUACAAGAAGGGAGCUCGCAUUCACACACGUGAGGAUGGGCACACGGAGAUCACAGUGGCGGAUGGGAAUGAACAUGUGCUUAUUGGAGUUGGAAUGAUCAUGCAUGGGGUGCUAAUGGUGCAAUAUGAGCCUGCACUUACCUCCGCCCAUGCAUCUGGUCAUGAUCAUCCGAAUGAAGCAUUGAAUGAGACUGAUCUUGGAGGACUGAAUGUGCAAUCUGCUCAUGCAUCCAUCACCUAUCGCAUGGCCCACAAGCGCUUGGGUCACCCAUCAUACACAUCCAUAGAUGCAACAUUCCGCAAUGGAGAUGUUGAAGGACUCUCCAUAUCUGACAAAACAAACCCCCUCAAACCCCCGUGUGACUCAUGUCUUCGAGGGAAGAUGAGUAAGGCCCCAUUUCCUACAGGUGGUGACAAGCGCACAACUCGACCUUUGGAGCUCGUGCAUAGCGACAUCAUGGACUUGGGUGACGCUCACCCCUCACUUCGCUACGUGCUGACGCUCAAGGACGACUACACCAACUACCUGUGGGUGGCGCCGUUGGCUCGCCGAUCCGACAUGGCAGCUGUUUUCUCGGCUUGGCAUCGCGAAAUGAAGACCAAGCUGCCCACGAAACCGCUGGCUGCCUUGCGCACGGACAAUAGAGGGGACUGCAGCAGCAACCCAUCCGCACACUCACCAUACUUCAUGAUGACGGGGAAAGCGGCAGAUGUCUCCAUGGCCAGGACCUUCGGAUGCCUCUGCUACUAUCUCCCUCCCCAAGGCAGCUUCGGGAAAUUAGAGCAACGAGGACGGGCAGGCAUGUUUCUUGGCCUCUCUAACUCACGAAAAGCAUGGAUCGUGCGGGACUUGGCAAGCGACGUUGACACGGACACGCGCUCAGCUCGUUUCUUUGACGACCUCAUGCUCCCGGACGCCGAAUCUCUGCUCGAACGUCAACGGUACCUGGAUGAAGUCUCACCUCAUAUCUCGGAGUGGACUUCCGGGGGAGACGGCGUUGGGUCAGCAUUCGACUCUUUUCCCGUAUCCCACACUUCCUCCCCAUCAUCUUCUGACGCCGCUACAGCAGAACAACAUGGACCUAAGGCAGAUGACGGAGCUCAAAAAGACUCCCCAGCAGCUCGUGAAGCCGAUACAGGAGAAAAGUCAACGACAAGUGACUUACCAGCGGCAGGCAUCUCUGUUUGUGAAGGUGCUGACAACAACGAACCAGAAAAUGACGCAAGUCAUCUCUACGACUUUGCCUACCCACCCGAGGGUAUCCCGCUGGUUGCUCCUGACGUGCCGCCACGGCGGGUUCACUUCAACCCAACGGUAACAGUACUUGGAGAAGGACACGGGACGGACACCAUGACAGGCCUGGACGUACUGUUUGGGAGGCAGCAGGCAGGACAAACAGUCACCCGGUUUCCCAACUUGCAGCAGCAGAACGUACAGGAAUGUGCAGCAACCGGCGUCCCCAUGGUGGAGCUGACGUACAAAGAGCCAAAAACACUUCAAGAAAUGACCAAGGACUCGUACGCACCUCUUUGGCAAGCCGCUGUGGAUGCCGAAUUGGCCAAGUUCGAUGAGCUGGACGCAUACGAAGUGGUGGACAGAGCGGACAUACCAAAAGGAACACCAGUGCUGACAGAAGGAGUUGUUUUGCGAUUUUUGGGGCUCAACGCCGCCGCAGACAAGGACUCAAUCUCGCUCGGACUCACAAAGUACAUCUCACAGGCUUUGGCGACCUUCGGGAUGGAGGGCAACCGUUCCGGGGUUCGAACGCCGAUCACCAAGGAACCUGGACCACAAGGUGAACCACCGGACGACAUUGAUGGUCAACUGGUGCUGAAACAAGUUGGAACAUUGCUGUACAUUUCAACGGCAGGGAGGCCUGACAUAACCUAUGCAGCUCAUGUGCUGGCCAGCCAAGCAAGCAAACCAACGGCAACAACCGUGCUUGGAAUCCACAGGGUGUUCAACUACUUACAGAACACAGCAGACAUGGGGCUGGUUUAUGGAGGAGGGGACUUAGUGCUCCGCGGAUACACGGACUCGGACUACGCGAACGAAGCAGGGCAUCACUCCGUUGGAGGCUACGGCGUAAGGGGGAGCAGCUGCAGGAGACUAGGUGUUGCUGCUGCCAUCGUUCCGGUGGUGCUACCGGCAGACAUUUGCUGCAGCAGCCGCCAGGUGCAGGAGCAGCCGCCAGGUGCAGGAGCAGCCGCCAGGUGCAGGAGCAGCCGCCAGGUGCAGGCGCAGCCGCCAGGUGCAGGGGCAGCCGCCAGGUGCAGGGGCAGCCGCCAGGUGCAGGGGCAGCCGCCAGGUGCAGGGGCAGCCGCCAGGUGCUUGUGUACCAGUUGCAGCUGCUCCCGUACACCACCUGGUAUAGAGGGAGUAGCACAGGGCAACAUGGAGCAGCAAAGGGUCAAGGGGAGCAGCACAAGGCCGUCGGGCUCUGCUGCUGUCGACUGCAGCCUUAGGCAGUGGGUGCACGAUGCUGCAGUCAUCAGCUGCUUCCGUGCGCCACAGGAGCUGCCGUGCGCCACAGGUGCUGCCGUGCGCCACAAGUGCUGCCGUGCGCCACAGGUGCUGCAGCUCGCCACAGGUGCGGCCGUCGCUGCGGUCGUGGGUGUCAGCAGGAAAGGCAGCCGCGCGACGAGGGCAGUGGCGUCAUGCGAGUCGUCCGAAAUAGCAAGAGGAGGGCGCGCACCAGCAGAAGCCGCCACGUGCGACAUGAUGCAGUAG
Molecule: messenger RNA, 3906 nt
Organism: Closterium sp. Yama58-4
Lineage: Eukaryota; Viridiplantae; Streptophyta; Zygnematophyceae; Desmidiales; Closteriaceae
Source: the annotation of a GenBank genome assembly